UAUUUUAUUCAUGUUUUUAUAAACCAGAUGUUUAUACUUUUAUUCGUGUAAGAUAUCGGGUGCUGAACAGUGUAAAUAUAUUUAUGCUCCACAGUCUUUAGUGUAUCAGUUUGGUGUUGCAGAUUAAUUGCCAAUAAAGUUCAAGUUGAUUUCCAAUGGCGCCCAAGAAGGUAGAAGCGCCUGAGAAGAAGCCUCUGAUUGGUCGUGUUGGAACCAAUCUGAAAGUUGGUAUUGUGGGUAUACCGAACGUCGGCAAGUCUACUUUCUUCAAUGUGUUGACUAAAAGCCAGGCGGCAGCUGAGAACUUCCCAUUCUGCACCAUCGACCCCAAUGAAAGUCGCGUCCCCGUUCCUGACGAGAGAUAUGAUUACCUGUGCAACUACUUUAAACCGCUCAGUAAGGUGCCCGCCUUCUUGAAUGUGGUGGACAUUGCAGGGCUGGUAAAGGGCGCUUCAGAGGGCCAGGGGCUAGGAAACGCUUUCCUGUCACACAUCAAGGCAUGCGACGCGCUCUUUCACCUGUGUCGAGCGUUCGAGGACGAAGAUGUGACUCACGUGGAGGGCGAGGUAAACCCAAUCAGAGACAUGGAGAUUAUCAACGAGGAGUUGCGACUCAAGGACGAGGAGUACCUGACUGCGCACCUGGAGAAGCUGGAGAGAACUGUUCUCCGUGGCGGAGAUAAGAAACUGAAACCAGAAUAUGAUAUUCUCUGCAAGAUCAAGACACUUCUAGUGGAUGAGAAGCAGCACAUCAGAUUCGGCGAUUGGAACGCCAAUGACAUCGAAGUGCUCAACAAACACUUAUUUAUUACAUCGAAACCCGUUAUUUACCUGGUCAAUCUCUCGGAGAAGGAUUACAUCAAGAAAAAGAACAAAUGGUUGAUCAAAAUCAAGGAGUGGGUAGACAAGAACGACCCAGGAGCGGUGAUCGUCCCCUUCUCAGGCGCCUUCGAGACCAAGUUGCUCGAAUUGAACGACGAAGAGCGGAAGCAUUAUAUGGAGGAGGUCAAGGCCACAAGUGCUCUGGAUAAGAUCAUUGUACAUGGAUACAAGGCCUUGCAGCUACAAUAUUUCUUCACUUCUGGGCCAGACGAAGUAAAGGCAUGGACAAUACAGAAAGGUACUAAGGCUCCUCAAGCUGCUGGAAGGAUUCAUACAGAUAUGGAGAAGGGCUUCAUAAUGGCAGAGGUGAUGAAGUUUGAGGACUUCAAAGAAGAAGGAUCAGAGACAGCUGUCAAAGCUGCAGGGAAAUACCGACAGCAAGGUCGAAACUACACUGUUGAGGACGGGGACAUCAUAUUCUUCAAGUUUAAUGCUGGGGCAGGACUUAAGGAUGCAAAGAAGAAGUGAUGGCAAGCGGUGAUGCUGGUGAUGCUGGUGCAUCUUUAUGUGAAUCUUGUCCUCUUCUCCUACUGCAGCACAGAGCUGUAAACAAGGACGAUUUGGCCCACCCUUCACAAUUGCCAAAACAGUUCCCAUUCACAAGAAACAGGAAAAUCUCUCUUUAGAUGCUACAUGUAAGCUUAUAUAUGUACAUGGCUCUCUUAUGUACACUUCCAGUUCUAAAAUAUAUAUUUCUUGUUAAUGGGACAGUGUUUUGUGAUUCUCUAUAAGGCCUUCGCCAUAGAGUUCUGAAUUACAAAUGCAAAAAUUGUAUAAAUUGUCAGGUUUUUAUGGUUUUUAAUGUUCAGAUUGUGAUCUUCUGUGUUGUGUCACUGUGUUGUGUUCCUGUGCAUGGAACAUGCUGCCUCCAUCUUCAGGGUUUAAGCUAUGAAAAACUGCUCUUUAUCAGGAGGGUAGUCCUACAAAUAAAACUGUCUGGGUGAUGCAAUA
Molecule: messenger RNA, 1832 nt
Organism: Cryptotermes secundus
Lineage: Eukaryota; Metazoa; Arthropoda; Insecta; Blattodea; Kalotermitidae
Product: obg-like ATPase 1
Exons: 11
Coding region: 156-1349 (397 amino acids)
Cellular component (GO): cytoplasm
Molecular function (GO): ATP binding; GTP binding; ATP hydrolysis activity
Source: RefSeq, a predicted model, not a curated record